UAUCCGCAAAUCUGAGGUGACACGCGCAGAGAUUUGCUUUCCGUUUAGCUGGAGCGAGCUGUUUGGCAGUGAUUUAAGAUUACUGUACUCAACAGAGAACCAACGAUGCCUCGAUCUUUCUUGAUCAAGAAGAGGCAAGAGAAAUCUACCAAAGACGCUUUUUAUGAGGCGAAGCCGAAAGGUACGAUCUAGUUUCAUUUUGUGCACUUGUCAUUGACUAUAAAUGCCAGCGCCCGAUCAUUCCAUGUAGGUAACAAGUGUAAUCAUGCCAAAAAAAAACUCUGUUCGCUUUUCUUCACGUUUUCCGUUGAAACUUUCAGAAAAAUUCAUUUCUUACACAUCUCAAUUUAAAAUGAGAUAGUUCUGCCCCGCUUUUGCUGCUUCAAAAUGAAACUGUAAGCGCUCAACAACUUCACAGUUUUCCGGUAUUGCGAUAUUAUUUGACAGUAAAAGCACAUGGUUAACUCGCGAUCUUGCUUUAAAACCAUCAGGUCGCCUACUUGACCUCCGAGGUGAAACUAUCACUGAUUCCGUGCAAAGUCAAGAAAAUUCGACAGUGCGGAGUUGGAACGGUUUCAGAACGUCACUGAUUUAUCCAGCAGAAAUAACAUCGUAUAAUUUCCAACCUCGCGUACGGCCGUUGCAGUGUGCACCGAACCUGAACCAAGAUGAAAGGUUGUUGUUGACACACGAAGAAAUACCCGGAGAUUCCAGUGGGAAAAAAGUGAUGGAAGAAAAUCAACAGUCAACAGAUUUCCCGAAGAAUUCGCGCGCGGUUAAAAAGCACACGUGCGAUGAAUGCCAAAGAAGUUUCGCGACAGUUGCGUCGUUCCGCAAGCACCAUCACCGUCGAAAGGAGUUUGCAUGCAAACACUGCGACAAGACGUAUGUUUCCCUCGGAGCGCUUAAGAUGCACAUACGUACGCACACUCUGCCGUGUAAGUGUACAGUUUGUGGGAAAGCUUUCAGCCGUCCGUGGUUAUUACAAGGCCACAUUCGCACGCACACGGGGGAAAAGCCUUAUCAGUGCCCUAAAUGUCAACGCGCGUUUGCCGAUCGUUCAAAUCUGCGAGCGCAUUUACAAACGCACUCUGCAGUAAAGAAAUACUGCUGUUCAAAAUGUACGCGUUCAUUCUCUCGCAUGUCUCUUCUUCACAAACAUCAAUACACUUGUGGUGGUGAUCAAUGA
Molecule: messenger RNA, 1189 nt
Organism: Porites evermanni
Lineage: Eukaryota; Metazoa; Cnidaria; Anthozoa; Scleractinia; Poritidae
Source: the annotation of a GenBank genome assembly